Molecule: messenger RNA, 2694 nt
Organism: Portunus trituberculatus (swimming crab)
Lineage: Eukaryota; Metazoa; Arthropoda; Malacostraca; Decapoda; Portunidae
Product: transmembrane channel-like protein 4
Cellular component (GO): plasma membrane
Molecular function (GO): mechanosensitive monoatomic ion channel activity
Source: RefSeq, a predicted model, not a curated record
AUGUACCCAUCUCUCCCCCUCGCCCACUCUGUCCAGCUCAAAGAGGAAUACAAGAGUGUCAAGAUGUUGUUAGAUGCCUUGAAAUAUGAAGAGUACCGCUGGAAGGUUAUAGGAGACUUCAAAAUGGUGGCUUUCCUGAUGGGUCUCCAAAGCGGCUUUACCAAUUUCUCCAAGGCCUCUCGGUGUCUGGCAGACAGCUUUGGCAGACUCAGGGUGGAGACAAAUGAGGCAAGACGGUGCAAGCCGUUGCGUGAACUGCACCAGAGGAUGAUAAUUAUGAGAAAUAGGAUAACCAGGAAAAUGAUGUCAAUGCAGUUCGGCAAUGUUCUAACACGCAAGAUCAAUGGUCGGUUUGGGGCGAGCGGCGUGGCGGUCUUCAACUUCAUUGGGGAUCUUUUGGUUCUUAACUUUGUCAUCGGCGUGCUCAUGUUGUGCACAUUUGGAUUACCUUUCGUCACGGAAGUCAUUCUAAAAGACAAGUACAGUGAUUUAGUGAUGGCCGGCUGGAAGGCACGUACUCCUAAUGCUUCUGACUACAGGUCUCCCUCUAACUCCUUCGCCCCUCUCCCUUCUAGUCCUACCGACAAGAGGUUCUGCUUCUACUUUGAACCCACCUUCGACAACAACAUGGUAAUAUCUGGUCUAGAUAAGUCACCAACCUUCUUACUCGAAAGAGGGAAGGUUCCAUGUGUCACUGUUGUACAGAAGUGCUCCGUAAUCUACUUCAGCAAGCACAACCAAGACAGCUUUUCUACUCCUCCCCUCGUGUCACAAGUACUGCUGGGCAAGGGAUUUGUGGAGUACUCGCCACUCUUCCUGGGAUGCUACCCUGCCACCUUGCACAACUCUUGGUACCCAUGGGCGUCUGUUCACUUGACAGCUGUGGGAUCCGUGUUCGCUGUGUCAUUAGUGACCGUAUUGACACGAGUGGGUCAGUGGCUUCGCUACAAUGCCUUUGUUUCGGGGGGCCUCACUUUUUCGAAGAUGGUCUUCUGCGGGUAUGAUUUCUCUCUUACAGACAAACACUUCAUAACAACAAAGCAAAGAAUUCUGAGAACUGAAAUUCGUGCUGCUCUUGACGAAGAUGAAUUUCAACGAGGUAAAAAUUGCAAGACUCCUUCCGAAAUGGCAAGGCUGCACAUCAAGAGAAUCGUGGUAAACUGUGUGAUCUGUCUGGUGGUGGCAGCAGGAUGCUUGGUAAUCGUAUUGGUCGCCAAACACAGUGUGGCACUGAUAGAAAGCAUAAACUUAAAUGACCCUCGGCUGGAAGAUAUGGCACUUUUUCUCAGCUUCUUGGACACCCUGACUGUGUGGUUGCUGGGGCUAGUGCUGCCGCCACUGCUGUCCUCGCUGGGCUCAAUAGAGGAAUACAGUAGUCGAGUUACGUUGUUGCUCUUCAUCCUCCGCAAUGCCACGUUUCGUUUCAUCUCUAUCGGUACGCUCGUGGUAUCCCAGCUGAGCAUGAGUGGGCACAACUCUUCAUGUCGCAGCGACACGCCAUGCUGGGAAACGGCGCUUGGUCAAAAGCUGUACGCUCAAGUGGUGUGGGACUUCCUGAUGAGGAUAGUGAGGAUGUUACUGCUGCUUGUCUAUAGGAUUCUGACGAUCCCAUGCGCUCUAUGCAAUGACACAUAUCUGCCAACAUUCGAUGUAUCAGAGAAGGUGCUGGACGUGCUAUCGUUGCAGACGCUAUGCUGGUUGAGCGUGCCCGUGGCGCCGCUAGUACCGGUGCUGGUGUUUGCAUCUCUGCUGGUGAUGUGGCUAUUAGAGAUGGCGGCGGCACUGCUAGCCUCCCGACCUGCUACACAUGUCAUCCAAGUGUCCCGCUCUUCCGCCAUGUUCAUGGUGGUGUUAACGGUAGCCUGGGUCGCUGGUGCUGCCCACGCUAUUGCUGUGUUGGUUUUCUUGCGGCCUUCCCUUGGCUGCGGACCUUUCCGAGGACUCGAAGGUGCCUGUGAUGCCUUCACGUACUCCUUGUGUGUGAUGGAUGGGGUCUGGACGUGGCUCAGGUAAGAUAAAAUUACAGUUGUCAUCAAGGCUUUAAAAAUAACAAUACCUAAAUAAAGAAAAAGGAUAGCUCCCAGCAUGUUGUACAGCAAUGAUACUAACCAUCAAUAGUUCGUUUCAGCGUCAUUGAUGUCACAAUAUUUUCCAUGCCCCAGGACGAUACUUCUCAGUCUAGCUGACCCGACGGUACUGUGGACCACUGUCGCUUUCAUGAUGUUACCUGCCACUUAUUACCUGGUGCUGCUGCACUGCCGCCAGGACACCAUCGAGGCACUGGGGAGGCGCUUGAAGGAUGUCUCUGUCAAUAAGCAAUUUCUGAUGAAAACGCAAAGACGGAUUAACUUAACAAAAGGGUCACUCCCAGUGCAAAAGGACACCACCACCACCAUCAACAAGAGUAACAGCAUAAGCAACAACAGCAGCACCAGCACCAGCAACAGCAACAACAACAAAAACAACAACAACAACAACAACAACAACAACAACAACAACAACAACAACAACAACAACAACAACUAACAGUAGCAUCAUCAACAACAAUAACAAAGACAAUCACAACAGUGAUUAGACCAACAGUAGAAAUGACAAUAGCAAUAAUGUUUACUGAAACUAGGCUAUGACGCUGCAUCCUGCACAAUAAUGUAUACCAUUGCAGUGAUCGGUAUGUUUGGUCUGUUCAGACUUAGG